AUGGCAUUGUGGAUGGAGCUAAUCAGCUUUCUUCCUGGGGAAAGCAAGAAGAUCGCUGUAAUUGGAGAGGAGCUAUUUGCAACAAAAAAAUCCGGCCAUGUUUAUGGGCUCAACCUCCGCCCAAGAAUCCUUAAUCCCAGCCCUGCUGGAUUUAGUUUCAUGCCUUUCCGAGGGGAGAUAAGCUCUUCAAUAACUAAGCUACGAUAUUUGAUACCCUUGGACCUGAGUUUGUUCUCAGGAAGUGGAAACUCCAUACAGCAGUUCAUUGGUUCUUUGAAAAACUUGAGAUACCUGAACUUCUCCGGUUGUUUCUUUUCCUGGAAGAAUCCUGUCCAAUUUGUUACCAGGUUGGUUUCUCUUGAUCUUAGCGAAAGUGAAAUUCCAAGAUCGUUUGGAAAUCUUUACACUUUGAAGACUUUAGAUUUGUCUCGCACCUAUCUGUCAGGAAACUUUCCUGAUAUGAUAAAUGUUUCCUUCAUCAGAGAGUUGCAUCUUUCCAUGAAUAAAGUACAUUGGAGUCUGUCUGAAAGUAUAGGCCAACUUUCCAAUCUUGAAGUUUUGGAUCUCUCAUCAAAUUCAAUGGGUGGAGUCAUCUCAGAUAUCCACUUUUCAAACCUCUCCAAGUUAUGGAAAUUGGACAUUUCUGAUCAUUCUUACACUUUGGCUUUUAGCUCUAACUGGAAUCCCCUUUUUCAGCUUAUCAUCUUAAAAAUGAGAUCGUGCAUUUUGGGUCCUCGUUUUCCGCAAUGGCUGCAUAGACAAAAGAGGAUCAUUCACCUUGAUAUCUCUAAUACCAGUAUCUCAGAUCGCAUCAGUGAUUGGUUUUGGGAACUUCCUCCCACAUUGAGGUACCUGAAUCUCUCCUACAACCUAAUCAGCGGUGAAGUUCAGAAGUUGCCAUUAAUACUUGGUAACUUUUCUGUUAUUGACAUGAGUUCGAACAAUUUUCAUGGCUCAAUACCUUUACUUCGACCUGAUAUAACACUAUUGAAUCUCGCCAAAAAUAGGUUGUCUGGAACUAUAUCCAACUUGUGCUCAAUAUCAGGUACAACGUUGACCUUUCUGAUAACUUCUUCUCGGGAGAACUUCCUGCUAUGCCAUCCAGCUCAUAUUCAAAUACUGGAUUUCUCCCGUAACAACAUAUCAGGAAGCAUUCCCCAAGUACUGGAUCAAUAUGCAGGGACUUCCAUAGUUGCAUACACACAGAAUAUAAUACUUGCUUGGAAAGGAAUAGAGCUUGAGUAUGGGCAAACUCUUCGCUUUGUCAAGUGCAUUGAUAUUUCAACUGGAACCAUUCCUCGCAGAAUUGGUUACUUGAAUUCAUUAGAAUCUCUUGAUCUGUCGGCAAGUCAUCUUUCUGGUGGCCAUCCGGAUAGUCUUAGUGACUUGAAUUUUCUGAGUUACAUAAACCUGUCGGAUAACAAACUUCAAGGCAAAAUUCCAAUGCGCACUCAAAUGCAGAGCUUUAAUGGUACAUCAUUCGAGGGGAAUGCAAGACUUUGUGGCAAACCACUUCCAAACAGGUGCCCUAGAGAACAAUCAGAUAAUCCCUCUGUUGAUGGAGACAGCAAAGUUGUCAUGGAAGACGGCAAGGAUGAGAUUAUAACCUCAGGAUUCUACAUAAGCAUGGGGGUGGGGUUUGGAACAGCAUUCUGGGCAGUUUGUGGAACUUUAUUGCUUUAUAGGCCAGGUAGACAUGCUACUUUCGGUUCUUGGACAUGGUGGGACGUUGGCUAA
Messenger RNA from Ricinus communis (castor bean), 1737 nucleotides. RefSeq names its product receptor-like protein EIX2. The record is from RefSeq and is a predicted model, not a curated record. The coding region runs from base 1 to 1737 and encodes 578 amino acids. The transcript has 5 exons. Gene Ontology annotation, molecular function: protein binding. Lineage: Eukaryota; Viridiplantae; Streptophyta; Magnoliopsida; Malpighiales; Euphorbiaceae.